Molecule: messenger RNA, 5553 nt
Organism: Elgaria multicarinata webbii
Lineage: Eukaryota; Metazoa; Chordata; Lepidosauria; Squamata; Anguidae
Gene: UNC13A
Product: unc-13 homolog A
Exons: 42
Coding region: 48-5288 (1746 amino acids)
Biological process (GO): synaptic transmission, glutamatergic; neuromuscular junction development; synaptic vesicle maturation
Cellular component (GO): presynaptic membrane; terminal bouton; plasma membrane
Molecular function (GO): syntaxin-1 binding; calmodulin binding; phospholipid binding
Source: RefSeq, a predicted model, not a curated record
AGCCAGAUUUGCAAGGAGGCCGGAGCUGAGAGACAGAGAAUAUCACCAUGUCUUUGCUUUGUGUUGGAGUCAAAAAAGCCAAGUUUGAUGGCCCCCAAGAAAAAUUCAACACGUACGUGACCCUCAAAGUGCAGAAUGUGAAGAGUACCACUAUUGCAGUUCGAGGAAGCCUUCCCUGUUGGGAGCAAGACUUCAUGUUUGAGAUUAACCGUCUGGACCUUGGGCUGACAGUAGAAGUGUGGAACAAAGGUCUUAUUUGGGACACUAUGGUGGGCACAAUUUGGAUCCCCCUAAGUACUAUCCGGCAAUCUAAUGAGGAUGGCCCCGGGGAGUGGCUGACCCUCGACUCACAUGUCAUUAUGACUGACAAUGAGAUCUCUGGCACCAAGGACCCCACCUUCCACCGAAUCCUUUUAGACACCCGCUUCGAGCUCCCACUCGAUAUUCCUGAGGAAGAAGCACGAUACUGGGUUAAGGAGCUUGAGAGGCUCAACGCCAUGCAAGACCAGGAUGAUUUUUCGUUCUGGGAUGAGCAGGAGAAGCCGCUUCCAGUUCCCGGCUCACAGUGCUGCAACUGGAAUUAUUUUGGCUGGGGAGAUCAACAAAACGACGACCCAGACAGCACCGUCGAUGACCGUGAUAGCGAUUACCGCAGCGAGACCAGCAACAGUAUCCCACCCCCAUACUAUACCACCUCCCAGCCUAAUGCCUCGGUGCACCAGUACCCCCUACGCCACCAGCAGCGAACCUCCCGAGACUCGUACACGGAUUCCAUGCAGAGCUACGACAUGGACUAUUCGGACCAUCAGCCAAUCAGCCCCACAGGGAGCAGCCGCUAUGCCUCCUCAGCGGAAUUGAGCCAGGGCAGUUCACAGCUGAGCGACGACUUUGACCCCGAUGACGUGAGCUUAGAUGAACGGGACGGCGAUUCCUACCACUCUUGCCACAGCUCGGUGAGUUACCAUAAAGACUCUCCGCGCUGGGAUGAAGAGGAGGACGAGGAGGACCUCUACCUGGAGGGGGACUUCAACGAAGAGUACAGCGGCAACGAGGAGUAUUACCCCGAGGAGGAGGUAGCGGAACCCGAACCUGGGUCAUAUCCCAGGGACACUUACCAGCAGCAGGAACAACAGGAGAAGGGCCAGCCGUUGCAGCCGCCGCCACAAUUUGCUCUCUCUCAGCAGAAGCCACAGCAGGCACCACCGCAGCAGCAGGAGCAGAAGCCACAACAGGCGCCACCGCAGCAACAGAAACCGCAGCAGGCCCCACAAAAGCAGCCGCAGCCGCAGCAAAAGCUACCACAGCAGCAACCAUCGCAAACGCACCCGCCGCCGCCGCAAAUAACGCAGCCGCAAAAACAAGACGUGCCACUGAAGCAGCCGACGCAACAGAAGCUGCAGCAGCAGGAGCAGAAACAGGAGAAGUUAGAAGAGAUUCCAACAGUCCAGCAGGAGGAGAUGACGGUGAAAGAGACCCCGGCCCAGGAGAAAGCCCUGGAGGAAGAGACCCCUCCGACGGAGGAGAGGGAGAGAGCGGAAGUCGAGGUGGUAGACCCCAAAGUGAGGGCGAAGGCCAACUGGCUACGGGCAUUCAAUAAGGUCUGCAUGCAACUCCAAGAGGCUCGAGGUGAAGGAUUUGGAGAAUCAAAAUCCCUGUGGUUUAAAGGCGGGCCUGGUGGCGGGUUGAUCAUAAUUGAUAGUAUGCCUGAUAUUCGCAAAAGAAAACCAAUCCCUCUAGUUAGUGAUUUGGCUAUGUCCUUGGUCCAGUCCAGGAAAGCCGGUAUCACGUCAGCACUUGCAUCAAGCACUUUAAACAAUGAAGAGCUAAAAAACCAUGUUUACAAGAAGACCCUCCAAGCCUUAAUCUACCCCAUCUCUUGCACAACUCCCCACAACUUCGAGGUGUGGACAGCCACCACACCCACCUACUGUUACGAGUGUGAGGGCCUCCUCUGGGGCAUUGCACGCCAAGGGAUGCGAUGUACCGAGUGCGGUGUGAAAUGUCACGAAAAGUGCCAGGACCUCCUCAACGCGGACUGCUUGCAAAGAGCGGCGGAGAAAAGCUCCAAGCACGGAGCGGAAGACCGUACGCAGAAUAUUAUCAUGGUGCUGAAAGACCGUAUGAAGAUCCGGGAGCGUAAUAAGCCAGAGAUCUUCGAGCUAAUCCAAGAGAUUUUUGCCGUCUCCAAAACGACUCACACUCAGCAAAUGAAGGCCGUCAAGCAGAGCGUUCUGGAUGGCACCUCAAAGUGGUCAGCGAAGAUUAGCAUCACAGUUGUUUGUGCGCAAGGCUUGCAGGCAAAGGAUAAAACGGGCUCCAGCGACCCUUAUGUUACUGUGCAAGUUGGAAAGACCAAAAAGAGAACGAAAACAAUCUAUGGCAAUUUGAACCCAGUCUGGGAGGAGAACUUCCACUUCGAAUGCCAUAACUCCUCUGAUCGAAUCAAGGUUCGGGUAUGGGAUGAAGAUGAUGACAUCAAAUCUAGGGUGAAGCAGCGCUUUAAGAGAGAAUCUGAUGACUUCCUUGGCCAGACAAUCAUCGAGGUGCGGACGCUGAGUGGAGAGAUGGAUGUCUGGUACAACCUCGACAAGCGGACGGACAAAUCAGCUGUUUCUGGCGCUAUCCGGUUGCACAUCAGCGUGGAGAUCAAAGGGGAGGAGAAAGUGGCGCCGUACCAUGUGCAGUACACCUGCCUCCACGAGAACCUCUUCCAUUUUGUGACGGACAUCCAAAACAACGGUGUGGUAAAAAUCCCAGAUGCCAAAGGAGACGACGCUUGGAAAGUGUACUUCGACGAAACAGCCCAGGAGAUUGUGGAUGAGUUUGCUAUGAGAUAUGGAGUGGAGUCCAUAUAUCAGGCGAUGACGCACUUUGCCUGCCUAUCCUCGAAAUACAUGUGUCCUGGGGUUCCAGCAGUCAUGAGUACACUGCUGGCCAACAUUAACGCUUACUAUGCCCACACCACUGCCUCCACCAACGUCUCUGCCUCUGACCGUUUUGCCGCUUCCAAUUUCGGGAAAGAACGGUUUGUCAAACUGCUGGACCAACUUCACAAUUCCCUCCGUAUCGAUCUCUCGAUGUAUCGGAAUAACUUCCCUGCCAGCAGUCCUGAAAGACUGCAGGACCUCAAAUCAACGGUAGACCUCCUGACCAGCAUCACCUUCUUCCGGAUGAAGGUCCAGGAGCUUCAGAGUCCACCACGAGCCAGUCAAGUGGUAAAGGAUUGUGUGAAGGCCUGUCUCAAUUCCACUUAUGAAUACAUCUUCAACAACUGCCAUGAACUCUACAGUCGGGAGUACCAGACGGACCCGACUAAGAAGGGUGAUCUGCCACCAGAGGAGCAAGGCCCCAGCAUCAAGAAUCUGGAUUUCUGGUCCAAACUUAUCACCUUGAUAGUGUCGAUCAUUGAAGAAGAUAAGAACUCAUACACACCCUGCCUCAACCAGUUCCCUCAAGAGCUGAACGUUGGAAAGAUCAGCGCUGAAGUGAUGUGGAAUCUUUUUGCUCAGGACAUGAAGUAUGCAAUGGAAGAACAUGACAAGCACCGGUUGUGUAAGAGUGCCGACUAUAUGAACCUGCACUUUAAGGUGAAGUGGCUGUAUAAUGAGUAUGUCAAGGAUCUCCCUCUGUUCAAGAGCCGCGUCCCUGAAUAUCCCGCAUGGUUUGAGCCUUUCGUUAUACAGUGGCUGGAUGAGAAUGAGGAAGUCUCGCGGGAUUUCUUACAUGGAGCAUUGGAACGGGACAAGAAGGAUGGGUUCCAGCAAACAUCAGAGCACGCCCUCUUCUCCUGCUCUGUGGUCGAUGUCUUCUCCCAACUCAACCAGAGCUUUGAAAUCAUCAAGAAGUUGGAGUGCCCUGAUCCACAAAUUGUGGGCCACUACAUGCGCAGGUUUGCCAAGACCAUUAGCAACGUCCUGCUGCAGUACGCCGAGAUCAUUUCUAAGGACUACGCCUCCUACUGCACCAAGGAAAAGGAAAAAGUGCCCUGCAUCUUGAUGAACAACAUACAGCAACUCCGUGUCCAGCUGGAGAAGAUGUUUGAGGCUAUGGGGGGAAAAGAGCUGGACACAGAUGCCAGUGACAUUCUCAAGGAACUCCAGGUGAAGCUCAACAAUGUCUUGGAUGAGUUGAGCCGAGUGUUCGCAACCAGUUUUCAGCCGCACAUCGAGGAUUGCGUGAAGCAGAUGGGGGAUAUCCUGAGUCAAGUGAAAGGUACAGGCAACGUGCCGGCCAGUGCUUGCAGCAGUGUGGCCCAGGACGCCGAUAACGUCUUGCAACCCAUCAUGGAUCUUUUGGACAGCAACUUGACUCUGUUUGCUAAAAUUUGCGAGAAGACUGUCCUGAAGCGAGUUCUGAAGGAGCUUUGGAAGCUUGUCAUGAACACCAUGGAGAAGACAAUUGUGCUUCCACCGCUCACUGACCAGACGAGUAGGGUGAAGCUCCCCAGUCACACUGAAGGCACACAGAUGAUAUUCAAUGCAGCCAAGGAAUUGGGACAGCUUUCCAAACUCAAGGACCACAUGGUACGUGAGGAGGCCAAGAGUUUGACCCCGAAGCAGUGUGCUGUGGUAGAACUUGCCCUGGACACCAUCAAGCAAUACUUCCACGCGGGAGGCGUCGGUCUUAAAAAAACCUUCCUGGAGAAAAGCCCAGACCUGCAAUCCUUACGUUACGCACUUUCGCUCUACACCCAGGCAACAGACUUGCUCAUCAAAACCUUCGUUCAGACACAGGCCACCCAGGGUUCUGGAGUGGAUGACCCUGUCGGAGAAGUCUCCAUCCACGUGGAACUAUUCACGCACCCUGGCACGGGAGAGCACAAAGUAACAGUCAAAGUGGUGGCUGCCAACGAUCUGAAGUGGCAAACUUCUGGCAUCUUCCGGCCUUUCAUCGAAGUCAACAUUAUUGGGCCGCACCUCAGUGACAAGAAGAGGAAGUUUGCCACCAAGUCCAAGAACAACAGCUGGUCCCCCAAAUACAACGAGAGCAUCCAGUUCACUCUGAGUACUGAAGCGGGGCCGGAGUGCUACGAGCUGCAAGUGUGCGUGAAGGACUACUGCUUCGCCCGAGAGGAUCGCACCGUGGGCAUCGCCAUCCUGCAGCUGAAAGACAUCAUGCAACGGGGAAGCUGUGCCUGCUGGUUGCCGCUGGGACGACGUAUCCACAUGGAUGACACCGGCCUCACGGUGCUGCGCAUCCUCUCCCAGAGAAACAACGACGAGGUGGCCAAGGAGUUCGUCAAGCUGAAGUCAGACACGCGCUCAGUGGAGGAAGGAAGCAGCAGCUAAGGCCCUUCCUUCACUCCAUCUGCCCUUCCUCCCUGUCCUAGGACCCGCCCUCUUUUAUACAGCCAUGUCAAAGCCAUAGAGUUUUCAAAUCUGUCCUUUUUCCACCCUCCAUCAUUCCUCUCCCCUGACUUUGGAAGCUUUGCUCCCACUGCCAAGGAUCACCCACAUGCCCUUCCAAGCACAUACACAGAUGUCUUUGGGGUGGGGGGUGUGCUUCUAGAGGUACUGAUGCCUUUGAGGGGGUAGGAGCUCCACCACACCUGAA